AUGCAUAAUGGAAUUGGACUUCGUACUCCUAGGGGUAGUGGAACUAACGGAUAUGUCCAGCGCAGUUUGGCUGUGUUGCCUGUGAAUAAAAUUGCCAAACUUUCACAUCAGUCUGACUCGAUAACUCGUCCAAAGAGUAGAGUUGACCCUCAGAUUAUUUUACAUGAGAAAAAACGAGAAAUUGAGCUAAAAUUAUUGGAAUUAAGAACUACUUUACGCACUUCAAUGACUGAGGAGGAAAUUGAAGAGGAAAUUAACAAGCAAAGGAAACAUAUGUUAAAUAAUCUCAACUUGGUUCCAUUAAAUAUUAACAAGAAUCAGCAUAUAAUGGCAGAAUUGAAGAAUAAACAAAUUACUAAUAUAGAGAAUGUACUAAAAAUAAAACCAAAACCAACUAAAACUGAAGAUACUCAUAAAGACAAUGCCACUGACAAGGAUAAUCAUAAAGAUAGUCCUAUUGAUAAGGAUACUAAUAAUAAACACAAUAUUGAUAAGGAAAUUUAUAAUAAACAGAAUCUUGAUAAGGAGAUUGAUAAGGGGAGAGUUGCUACCUAUAAGAGAAGUAGAAGCUAUACCUAUAGUAGUAGGAGUGAUAGAAGUGAUAUUAGUAGUAGUAGAGAUAGAUAUAAGAGAAGAUUUAAAAGUUCAAGAUAUAAAAGAAGUUACAGUAGAAGCCCAAGCUAUAGUAGUAGUGAUAGUAGAAUCCGCAGCUAUAGUUCUAGGAGUGAUAGCAGAAGUUAUAGUAGAAGCCGUAGCUACAGUAGAAGUAGUACAUAUAGUAGUAGAAGUAGAAGUAGUAUUAGUAGUAGAAGUUCCAGUAGGAAUAGAAGAUAUAAAUCUAACUAUAAAGAUAGAAGACAUCGAAGUUAUAGUAAUAGAAGAUAA
Theileria annulata is the source of this 885-nucleotide messenger RNA. RefSeq lists its product as uncharacterized. NCBI's taxonomy places the organism in Eukaryota, Apicomplexa, Aconoidasida, Piroplasmida, Theileriidae. The coding region runs from base 1 to 885 and encodes 294 amino acids. The record is from RefSeq and is a predicted model, not a curated record. The transcript is spliced from 2 exons.